AACAUGUAAUGCAGUUUUCAGUUUAUUAAUCGCAUUUCGUGAAUUAAAAUGACAUUUUUUGUACAGUUUCCCUUCUUUUUAACACAUUAUUUCAUCAAAAUGUUUUGGGUAAGAUGAUAACCAAAAGCGAACGUAUCUCAGUCCUGAUCUGGUCUGGACAUCUGGGCUGAAAUACAGUAGCCUAUGGUUUUUAGUCAGGGACAGAGGGAGGGAGAGUAAGUGUUACGUUAAUGGCGGUUGAUGCCCUCCCCUCGCCAAAUCUCCGCUGAGAUGGUGACGCUCCUUCAAAACUCCAAUCUCACGGCGGCGGGUGCAGACUGCUUGAGUCAUCUGAAGGCUCAUAACUUUACCAAAUCGUUUAUAGCCUAUUUGCAAAUGAGCUCAAUGGCUGCUCUAGUCAGUAGAAAAAGCACAAUAUAGAUGUAGUUGGAAACAGGAAAAGAAAAAGAGGAACACAAAACAAUGUUUUACACAUAAGACGUGAUCGCUGUGAGAGUUACGCAUUAUAUGUGCGCACUGCUGGUGCCAGACGCGCGUUUCCAGCCCGCGCUGGUGAUGCGAUGCCCCGCAACCACAGCGGUGAUGAGGGCGGUACUGGUCUCUGGAUGAGGACCUCUCAGCAUUAUGGAAUGAAAGAUGUUGAAGCCGGUCGUGGGACGAUGAACAACGCGACCAAGACAGUCGACAGUUCGCUGUCGGCGCCCGGCACAACAGGUGCAGGAGGCUUGGAGAACCAGAGGAGUAAGCAGGGUGCCCGGCUGAGCCUGCUCGGGAAACCGCUCACCUACAGCGCGCAAAGCGGCCGGAGAAACGCACGCUACAGGAAGCUCCAGAACUACCUCUACAAUGUCUUGGAGCGACCGCGUGCCUGGGCAUUCGUCUACCAUGCUUUUGUGUUCACCUUGGUGUUUGGCUGUCUGGUUAUGUCUGUGUUCUCUACCAUCCCUGCUCACAUGGAGCUCUCCAAUCACUGUCUCUUUAUACUGGAGUUUGUGAUGAUUGUUGUGUUCGGUCUGGAGUACAUCAUUCGCAUCUGGUCGGCCGGAUGCUGCUGUCGCUACAGGGGAUGGCAGGGACGACUGCGCUUCGCAAGAAAACCGUUCUGUGUCAUUGAUAUUAUUGUACUCAUUGCAUCCAUCGCUGUGGUUUCGGCUGGUAGCCAGGGCAAUAUAUUUGCCACGUCUGCACUUCGCAGUCUGCGUUUUUUACAGAUCCUGCGCAUGGUGCGCAUGGACAGGCGAGGCGGCACCUGGAAACUGUUGGGAUCUGUUGUCUACGCUCACAGCAAGGAGCUUGUGACCGCCUGGUACAUUGGCUUUCUGGUCCUGAUCUUUUCUUCAUUCCUCGUCUACUUGGUGGAGAAAGAAAUCAAUAAACAGUUUGCCACCUACGCUGAUGCUCUUUGGUGGGGUACGAUCACCCUAACAACCAUUGGAUAUGGGGAUAAGACUCCACAAACCUGGACAGGGAGGCUUCUUUCUGCUGGGUUUGCCUUGCUGGGCAUCUCCUUCUUUGCUUUGCCUGCUGGUAUUCUUGGCUCUGGCUUUGCUCUGAAGGUUCAAGAGCAGCAUAGACAGAAGCACUUUGAGAAGAGGAGAAACCCAGCGGCAAGCCUGAUACAGUGUGUGUGGCGUAGCUAUGCGGCUGAUGAGAACUCGGUUUCCAUUGCUACCUGGAAGCCUCAUUUGAAGGCGUUGCAUACCUGCAGCCCUGCAAAGAAAGACCAGGGAGAAACCAUCAGCAGUAAGGGUCAUAGUAAUAGACAGAGGCUCUUCAGGAGGUAUUCCACACGGAUAUAUAGCCAAAAGCUAAGUUUUCGGGAGCGUGUGCGCAUGGCCAGUCCUCGUGGUCAGAGCUUAAAGAGCAGGCAGAUGUCAGUGAAUGACCGCCGCUCUCCUGGUACAGAGGUGGGCGUGGAGGGCAGCAGCCCUGCCAAAGUCCAGAAGAGCUGGAGCUUUAAUGACCGAACUCGUUUUCGCCCAUCCCUCAGACUAAAGAGCCAAUCGCGCACAACAACUGAAGCUGAUACCAGUCUUGGUGCAGAUGAUGCUUUCGAUGAGAAAGGAUGUCACUGCGAUGUGACUGUUGAAGAUCUGUCUGCUCCGCUUAAAGCAGUCAUCAGGGCCAUCAGGAUAAUGAAAUUUCAUGUGGCCAAGAAGAAAUUUAAGGAGACUCUACGACCGUAUGAUGUGAAAGAUGUGAUUGAGCAAUACUCUGCUGGUCACCUGGAUAUGUUGUGUCGUAUCAAGAGUCUCCAGACUAGGUUGGACACUAUUGUUGGUCCACAUACCCUGAGCAGCAAAGCCAAGACCUAUUCUUCUCCCUCCCUGCCCUUGUAUUACAGCCAGGCCAAGAGAAAACAAUCUGCCUCAGGCCUAGCUACAGCCAUGGGUCCACAUCCGACACUGAGCACCAAAGCCAGGAACCUUUCCUCUCCCUCUCUACACUUGUAUUACAGCCAAAGCAAGAAGAAGAACUCUGGGGUGGAUCAGAUACUGGGAAAAGGCCAGAUAUCUGUAGAUAGGAAAGGCAGAGAGAAAAUCCUCCCAGAAGGCGAAUCUCUGGAGCAUGACAUGAGCAUGCUAGGCCGUGUCUGCAAAGUAGAGAGACAAGUGCAAUCCAUUGAGUCAAAGCUGGACUCAUUGCUGGAUAUAUACCGACAGGUGUUGCAGAAAGGAUCCUCUUCAAUGCUAGGGCUAUCUGCCUUACCGCUCUUUGAGCUGGAUCAAACCUCUGACUACCAAAGCUCUAUCCAUAGUAAAGACUUAUCGUCCUCUUCUCAACUCGCUGCUAACGGUGUAUCUCGCUCUGGCAGCAGUAACCUGCACCGUGGCCUGCAUCUUGCCCUAGCCCCCAAUGAACUCAAUAUGGGUACUGCCUACACACCUACCAUCUCCUCCUUUUCACCUUCUCCUCUACUGAACAAUCAACCCUCCAGCCCUGACUGUUUCUACCCAUCUUCCCCACCUCCUAUCCUCACCCCCAACAACCUUUCCAGAAGCCACCAGCGCUUCGCUGAACUGACCAGGCCUGUACCAACCGUCCAUUCCAACUCAACAACCCUUCAGCUCCCCCCUAUGGUGCGAGCGUCUCAAUGCCGGCCUACUAGCCUUAUCCCAGAAACGUUACAGGAGAGCAGGGCAGAGUGCUCAAACCCGUGCCUGCUGAGUCCCGAAACCGAGGUGCAAAUGGACACAAAAGCCGAAAAUAUUGAAAGCACGGUACAGCUGAGGGACAAGCCAGAGCGCAGCUCCAAGGAAGAAGGGUCCUGGAGGAGACAUUUAAGCAUCGAUAUCGAUCCUUUGGGACUCAUGUCUUCCACAGCAACUGCUUCGCUAGAAGUGGAGCGUGGGCUUGGUAAGUCUCUCUCUGCUCAGAACCUUAUGCUACCAUCUGCAGCGGACUGCCAUCCCAGCCUGUCCACUCGGAGUAGCGGCAGCAGCAACAAUGAGUCCAGCGACCGGGAGCCGCUGGCCGACUGGGGGGAUACAGAGCUAUUCCUCAAUGAUAAAGAGUUGGAGACCAUGGAGGGUGAGAACUACCUCCUACACCACCAAUAAAGUACCGACACAACCUUCUCUUCUGAGCUGCUAUGGACUGGAGCCAGUGGGCCAUAUCCCACUCAGUCAGAGAUAGCCCAAUAACUUGCCUCACGUAUGCUUAGAAUAAGCCCGGAGGCACUUCACUGUGGAGAAUGGACACAACCUCAUGUCCCCUGUGUGCUUUUUUCCAAAGGAAAUGGAGUGUCCAAUACACUCCACAUCUUUUUUAAAUUUCACAAAAAAUGACACGUUAUGUUUGUACGUACAUAUCAAUGCAUGGGCAAUUUGGGAAAAUAAAGAGAAUUUCUAUGCGUGGAAAACUAAGGGGGAAGAAGCAUUUAAAGGUUAUGGUACUAUGAGCGCUUCUUUCCGACUUGCAUGGGAACGGCAUGUUUAAAAUCCAACAGCAAAUAGGUUUGAAAGUGUGUAUGCACCUAUAGUAAUAAGCUCUUGGUCAGCAUCAUUUUUUUACUUCUGAAUGUUUUGCAGUUCACUCAUUUGCAUCUGUUAAGAUUUUUGGAAAGAAUAACAGAAAACCAGAUGUUCUUUUCCAAAACAUGUUCGGCCGUGAUACUAUGCAAACCUCAGCGGAUCACCAGGGUUUGCAAGAAAAACUUCAGAUAAAUAACCCAGACCAAAUGCAUCUUCACACUGUAGCCUACACAGAGUUCAUGUUUUCUUAAUUUAACUAUAAGCUGUUGUAAGAGUUUAGUAACUGAAAACAGCUGAUUAGAAACAAUUUGGCUUAGAGAAGGACACAGAUUUCAGAGUUUCCUAAUUCCAAAAAUGUUACGUUGACAUUGUGGCUGCUAUAGACGGUUUCGUCGGACGCACGUGCGGUGAUGCGAUUACGCGUCUAAGUGGAACUUUACUUCCGGUCUCUGUUUGUUUAAAGGCCUGACUAGUUGCUAAACUGAACUCUUGAACAAAUACCUCGUCGAAAAUAACAAAUUGGUUUCCUAAGAUGAGGGAAGACGGCGAUCAUUUAUUGCUAUUUAAAGGUGCAAUGUGUAAAUUUUAGCGGCAUCUAGUGGUGAGGUUGCGAAUUGCAACCAACGGCUCUGUCCACUGCUCACCCCUCACUUUUAAAACACAUAGAGAGGCUACGGUAGCAGCCACCAGACAAACAUGUCAUCGUCGGAGACAACUUAGUAAAAAAAUUUUGUCUGUUAAGGGCUUCUGUAGAAACAUGGCGGCACAAAAUGGUGACUUCCAUGUAAGGGGACCCUCGUGUAUGUAGAUAAAAAUGACUCGUAAUAAAAACAUAACGAAAGGUCUUUAUACACCCCUGAUAAUAUAGUUUUGAAUAUUAUUUUGCAUUUCUGUCAAGAGAUCCUUUUAAAAAUUACACACUGCACCUUUAAAGGGAGGUUUGGCAGCCGAUCUGUAGUUAAGAUUGUAUACAUUAUACACAGUUAGCUAAGUGUAAUUUUUGAUACACUAUGAUUUGAACUAAGGUAAUCUACUUGUUGUUUAUUUAGCUUGUUAUCAGAAAUAAACUACUCUAAAAGGACUUUGAUGUUGUUGAUUCUUUUCGGAGUUACCGGAAGUUACGUUUGUUCCACGAAAGCCGUUUGUUUGUUGUUACUGCUGAAACCGUCUAUAAAGUAAAAUAUAAGAAAUAAAUCAAAUCCCUUUUAUUAAGACAAUGAAUCAACACUUGCAAUAUCAUAACUUGCCAUUUUAAUUCUUGAAAAUGUAGUUUUUUAUGCUUUUUAUUUGCUUUGCUACCUGCGUUCAUUUUAUAAGCCAUUAUUUUGCUGUCACAAAUUUAAAGUCACACGGAAGUGUUUCUAUCAGAAUUGCAGCAAUAUCUAAUUUGUGUUUUUAUUUUAUAUUUGUAUUAUCCGUAGCAAUCAUAGCUAAACGUCUUAUACCUAAACCUCAGCCUUGUAACCUCUGCUUUACGUUUUUAAUUCCAUGCUUUUGAACGGUACAAUAAGUGCUUUAGCUAAAAUGCUGUCUGUAAAACUUAGAAUGUAACUUGUAUAUUGUUAUGUGUAUGUAGAAUGAUAAUCACGAUUAGCUGUGUUUGUUUUGUUUUUGUUUAAAGCAUCUAAGGUGUACGUACGUUAAGGAUGUUUUUCGGCACUGUACAACUGAAAGCACAACUGUUCAGAUGUGUUGAGGAAACCUGCAAAUGUGAUGUAUUGUUUUAACAUGAAUAUGCUUUAAUUAUGAUUUAUAAUCCAGACAUGGAUGAGAUGCUUAUAAUAUUUUAGAGUCAAGGUAAAUAAUAUAGGCAUUUGAAAAAAAAACUGAGAAAAGAGCUGUGGAACUAAUUCAUGCUUGAAUUGCAGAUAAAGGUUGUAUAGAAAUUGUUGUCUUUUUAACACUUUAUAAUUAAUAUUAUAAUUGUUAUUAUUACUUUUCUGAAAGUUUUCUUUUAUUUGUAAUUGAAUGUUUUACGGUGCCUUUUUGCAUUUUAUUAAACAUUCAUGAAACUUCUGUAUUCAUAACACCACUCUUAUCUUGAACUAUUAUUCAUACUGCAUUUAUGUUUCGAUUAUUGCACAUUCUCUGUUUGGCUGUGAACUUAAAGCGUCUGUCGGUUAAAGCAACAUUUCUUUAUUUUACCCAUAGAUCAAAUUAUUUAUUACACAGAAACUGGCCUUAAUAUACAGUUCAUGCCUGAUAACAUUCUCUGUCAUUCAGAAUAAUUUAUUUCAUCAUUGUGCACAUUACAGAGUUGAUGCUCUGGGAUUGAAAAUGCAAAAUGAAAAUGUAUGAUCAUCAUUAAAUAAAUUAAAGACUUGAAACUUA
Molecule: messenger RNA, 6305 nt
Organism: Misgurnus anguillicaudatus (oriental weatherfish)
Lineage: Eukaryota; Metazoa; Chordata; Actinopteri; Cypriniformes; Cobitidae
Source: RefSeq, a predicted model, not a curated record